AUGGCGAACGAAAAAUCUUUUGUUGCUCCAGUCCAAACGGGAUUGUACGUGGGUAACAUUCCGUUGAAUGCAUACCCCGAACCAAUUAUUGAUGAUAAAUUUGCGCAUGCAUUUAACCACUCAACGCGAAAGACCCUCAAGUUCAUUGCUCCAACUCUACAAAAUGGAGAGGUGAUUGUGAGACCGACUUUAGACACUAUCCGAAACGGGUCUAAACGAUGGAAAACUACCGCGGUCGGAUAUUUUUUGGGGAAACGCCCAUACUUUCGCCAUUUGAAGGAAUACGCGGUAUCAGUUUGGCCGGGUUUAAGAGAGUCAGUCGCAGAUAUGGAAGAUAUUAAUGAAGGAGGGCCAUGGCUGUUCCAGGGGCAGCCUAUUGUUCUUCGAAAAUGGGAGCCGGAAAUGGUUCUGAGAAAACUUAAACAUACACAGGUUCCUGUCUGGAUCAAAUUGCGCCACCUUCCGGUGGAGUUGUGGACAGAGGAGGGACUCAGCAUAGUGGCUAGUGGAGUGGGUAAACCUUUAUACCCGGAUGUGAUCAUGAGAGCAUGCACGAGACUGGAUUUCGCUCGUGUAUGCGUUAUGCUGGAUGUGAAUUCGAAAAUGCCAAAGCACAUUAUUAUUAUGACACCGGAUGAGGAAGGAGGAGAAUUACCGUGCAAAAUUGAUGUGGAGUAUGAAUGGCUACCCCCGAGGUGCACCAGCUGUAUGACAUUGGGACACUCAGCCAAGGAGUGCAUUGUCAACAAACCCAAAUCUAUCAAACCACCGGUUAAUGUGUAUGUACCAAAAGUGGGAGCACUGCGAGGCCCAAUGGUGACUGAAAGAACAAGAGACCACCCAACACCUCACACUGUGGAGAAGCAGACAGAAGACCGUGGUACCCGUCCAACUGCAGCGGGACCCAGUCGGGAAGAGAGAGUCAGGGAUCUCAGUGAGGGUGAAUGGUACACAUGGCAUAAUCGUAGUGUUAGCCCUCGCAACUUGUGGAAGCGACUUGAUCGUAUGCUAACCAAUGAUACAUGGACUUUGCGGUUUCCAUCAGUAUUCUACCAAUGCCUCACUCCACGGACAUCGGAUCACUCGCCGAUGGUAGUUAAUGGGGAUAAUCAGCAGCGAUUUGGAGGUAUGUUCCGGUUUGACAACUUCCUUACUCUAUCACCAGAUUUUAUUCCUAGCGUGCAGAGUAUAUGGCAGCAACAAAUAGUGGGAGUGCCUAUGUUCUCAGUGACCCGAAAACUCAAGGCACUCAAACCUAUUUUUCGAGAACAGAGGAGAAAUAAAGGGGAUCUUUCUCACAAUGUUGAGUUGGCAAGGGGGUUCCUGGAGCAGGCCCAAGUGUUGGCGGCCGAAUUAGAGAGGAUCAUGUUACAGCAGAGGGCAAAGAUGGAAUGGAUGAAGGGUGGUGACCAGUGCUCCAGAGUGUUCUUUCGUAAAAUUGCCCAAAGAAGGACAGCUAGACGAAUCUUGCAAAUUAAUGAUGCCCAAGGAAUUACAAUUACGGAACCAAAUGCAGUCAUACAUGAAUUCAUAUCCUAUUAUCAAUCCUUACUAGGGGGAGACAGGCGUCAGAGGGUGAUGGACCUUCGGUUUCUUCGGCCUUGGGCGAGACAUAUUAUAACAACUGAGGAGGCAGGCCACCUACUUGAACUGUUUAGUGCAGAGCAUAUAAAAAAAUCCAUUUUUGACAUCGGCGAGGAUAGAGCACCUGGACCUGAUGGGUAUUCAUCAGGAUUCUAUAGAAACGCCUGGCCGGUGGUGGGACAGGAGAUAACGAAGGCAGUACUGGAGUUCUUCGCUAUGGGGAAGCUUCUUAAGCAUAUUAAUAGCACAAUAUUGACAGUUAUCCCCAAGGUACACUCUCCCACAUCUGUUGCAGAUUUUCGCCCUAUCUCCUGCUGUAACGUACUUUAUAAAAUCAUUGCUAAACUUAUUCUCCAAAAAUUGAGUGUGAUAUUGGACAAGAUUAUCAGCCCCUGCCAGGCAGCGUUUGUCCCUGGCCGGAGCAUAGGGGACAAUGUUAUGUUAGCACAGGAACUCUUCACUGGUUACAAUCAGGCCCGACUCCCACCGAGAUGUGCUUUGAAAGUUGAUAUUUGGAAGGCGUAUGACACUAUCGAGUGGGAUUUCUUGCUAUCGGUGCUUCAGCUAUUAGGUUUCCCAGAGAUUUUCAGACGAUGGGUUGAGGAGUGUAUCAGCUCACCUUCCUUUUCGAUGGGAAUGAACAGAAAGCCACAUGGAUAUUUUGCGGGUGCCAGAGGGCUUCAACAAGGCGACCCCUUAUCGCCAUAUCUCUUCGUCCUUGUGAUGGAGGCUCUACACAUGGGAAUGCUACAGCUAAUCGAGCAGGACAUGAACUUCGCAUUUCAUUGGAAGUGUGACGAUAUUAGAAUCUUCCAACUGGGGUUCGCUGAUGACUUACUCCUAUUCUGCCGGGCCAAUACUGCAUCUGUUCGGGUCUUCAAAUCCGGAUUAGAUAGAUUUGCUGAUUGGUCGGGGUUACGCCUCAAUGUUGAAAAAAGCCACAUCAUCAUAUCCCGAUCAGCCCAGAACAUACGAGAGGAGCUACUUGCGGUGUUGGGGUUUCAGGAAGGCCACUUACCGAUGAGGUAUCUGGGUCUACCAUUGAUCUCUUCUCGAUUAUCUAUCGCCGACUGCCAACCAUUACUGAGUAAGAUCGAUACACGUAUCAAUGGUUGGGAGGGAUUGGCACUGUCAUAUGCCGGCAGGGUACAAAUCAUUAAGUCUGUUCUUGUGGCUAUGGCUGUAUAUUGGGCUUCAGCAUUUAUUUUGCCAAAAGGGGUCAUUAAAGAUAUUGAGAAGCGAUUGCGAGCUUUCUUAUGGAGAGGUACCGGAAAUAGUGGAUACCCUAAAGUUGCAUGGAAGGAGAUUUGCAAACCGAAGGAGGAGGGAGGACUUGGCCUUAAGGAUAUGGGAACUCUUAAUCGAGCAUUGAUGUGCAAAAAGCUAUGUGAAGUCAUCCGAUGUGAUAGGACUUCUAUCUGGGUCGAGUGGCUGCGGCAUGGCAGACUUCGAGAUGAUUCGAUAUGGACUAUCCUGGAGAAUCGUGGACCAUGGGGAUGGAGAAAAAUGUUGAGGUUGAGAGGCUGGUUACGCUCAGUGGUGGAAUAUCGUAUUGGUGAUGGAAGUGAUUUUUUCUUAUGGAAGGAUCCCUGGCAUCACCUUGGGCCCCUCCUUGAUAGAUUUUCGCUAGGACCAAACAGUCUGGGAUUGCAUGAGUCUACCAUGUUAAGCUCGGUUAUCUCUAUCCUGGAGAAGCUUGCAACGACGGAAAAACCAUGGCUCUCCCAUCUUGGGUGCUGCGUGCUAUGCAAUGAAGACAUGGUGGAGUCACAUAACCACCUGUUUUCCACUGCAGAUUUAGUAGGAGAUGCCUCAGUAGUAUUCGGUGCAUUGUACGAUUCCAGUGGCCUAAUAGGGAUUGGGUCAGUGAUGUUGAAUGGGGAGCAAGAAAAUGGCGUGGGAAGCACAUCAUCAAUAUACCUACCGAUGCCUGCUUGGAUCGUGUGUAUACCGUAUUUGGAGGGAGAGAAACCUGAGACGUUUUGA
Molecule: messenger RNA, 3570 nt
Organism: Sesamum indicum (sesame)
Lineage: Eukaryota; Viridiplantae; Streptophyta; Magnoliopsida; Lamiales; Pedaliaceae
Source: RefSeq, a predicted model, not a curated record